This is a messenger RNA of Onychomys torridus (southern grasshopper mouse), 1574 nucleotides long. RefSeq names its product ankyrin repeat domain 9 (gene Ankrd9). Gene Ontology annotation, molecular function: protein binding. The transcript has 3 exons. The record is from RefSeq and is a predicted model, not a curated record. Lineage: Eukaryota; Metazoa; Chordata; Mammalia; Rodentia; Cricetidae. The coding region runs from base 502 to 1482 and encodes 326 amino acids.
GGGGCCGGCGGCGCGAGCCAAUGGAGGCGGCGGCCCGUCCCGCGGUGCUGCCCGACCCCGGCCGCACUGCGCCGCCCGCCGCCCGCCCCUGGGCCGCACCGGCACCGGCACCCGGAGACCCGGUCGCGAGGCAUCAGAGUGCGGCGGUCGCGGGCGGCGGCGGCCCUCUCCACGUCCGGCGUCGUGGGGUCUCCAUCUGCUCGCCCGUGCAUGGACGGCGCGCGCUCCGACCCGCCGCAGGGACAGGGUCGCGCGGCUUGGAGCUCAUUCCUGAUGGGCAGCAAAAUUGUUUGUGGAUGAAGGAGCCAGAGCCACUCCCAACUCGGGCGGGGGGGCGCACUGGCAGCCACCAGCUACCACUUUCUUGCUGGUGAGGAAGCUGGGGUUUGGUGCCGCAAAGUGAAUAACCGCGUCUAUAGAACCCAGGGCCGCCUGCAAGAACCGGGUUGGUCUGGGUGGUGCAACCCAUGCCUUGAGGCCAGGAUUCUCCCAGAGGCCAGCAUGCCGUGGGACGCCAGGCCCGGACGCAGUGCCAACGGUGGGCCCGAGGGCGCAGGCUCAGCUCGCUUGCGGGUGCAGAAGCAGUGCCGGAAGUCGUCCUUCGCCUUCUACCAGGCAGUGCGCGAUCUGCUGCCCGUGUGGCUACUGGAGGACAUGCGUGCCAGCGAGGCCUUCCACUGGGACGAGCGCGGGCGCGCCGCCGCCUAUUCACCGUCGGAGGCUCUGCUGUACGCGCUCGUGCACGACCACCAAGCCUAUGCUCACUACCUGCUGGCCACCUUCCCCCGGCGCGCGCUCGCCCCGCCUAGCGCGGGCUUCCGCUGUUGCACCGCGCCUGGACCGCACGUGGCGUUGGCGGUGCGCUACAACCGCGUGGGCAUCCUGCGGCACAUCCUGCGAACCGUGCGGGACUUCCCACUCGAAGAGCGCAUGCGCCUUCUGGACCGACGCGGCUGCAGCCGUGUGGAGGGCGGUGGCACGUCGCUGCAUGUGGCCUGUGAGCUUGCACGCCCCGAGUGUCUCUUCCUGCUGCUUGGCCACGGAGCUUCUCCAGGCCUGCGAGACGGUGGUGGCUUUACACCAUUGGAGCUGCUGCUGCGCCAGCUGGGCCGGGACGCCAGCUCAGCCCCUACUGCUGCUGAGGCCUCCUCUGCCACCGUCAACGCUGCCACCACCAGCACCACUCCGCCUGGGGAGCUGUGUCAGCGCCGCCUGCUGCUGCUUGACCUCCUGGCACUGUACACCACGGGGGCUGCUGCGGGCCCAGCUCGACGUGAGCUGUUGGGAGACCGGCUUCGCUGGGAGAAGCUGCUGGGAGAGGACAAAUUCCAGUGGCUAGCAGGGCUGGCGCCGCCCUCCCUCUUUGUACGAGCCAUGCAGGUGCUGGUGACCACCAUCUCACCUGGCCGCUUCCCUGAGGCCUUGGAUGAGCUGCCUCUGCCACCGUUCUUGCAGCCAUUGGAUCUCACGGGCAAGAGCUAGACUCAGGGGCACCUUUGGCACUGUAUUUGGGGGCAGAAGUAUUUUUGAGAGCGUUGUACCUGGCACUUUACAUAUAUGGAUCUCUGACUGUA